GGAGUCAGGUGUUGCCAAGGUAGAUCGAUGUUGUGCCUCCAAGCUCGGGUUUCCAGUUCGUCUUCGGCUGAGAGCCUGAGAGGAAACCGGUUGUUGGGGGCGGACAAGGGGGCUUGUCGCUUGAGGGUAUAUGACGGAUAAGAUGAACGAGUUCGAACCACAACGUCAGGUGUCUGCUACUCUCCUUCUUCCCAUCAAGGUGCUGCAGUGUCAUUUUUAAACGGUGUGCUCGACAUAUGUACCAAUAGCACGGCACUACCUUUCUGAUCGUUACUUCAACGACACCUGUUAGGGUCAUUUUCGUGCGAGACCGAAGAUCCAACAUGGCAUCACAAGCCCCGGCCGAGGAUAGGGUCGGCGGUCCUACCGUCGACGCGAUCGAGCCCGUCCCCGAAACACCGGCUCCGGCGAACACGGUCCAAGAGAAGGCGGCAAAGUUCCUUGCUGAGCACGGAGGUGGUGACACGACUUUCACGUACGAGGAAGAGCAAGCCGUUCUGAAGAGGAUCAACUUUCGUAUCCUGCCCUUGAUUCUCGGAGCGUAUUUCUUCCAGCAGAUGGACAAGAGUUCUCUCAGCUAUGUUUCCAUCUUCGGCAUCAAAGAAGACGCACACCUCGUCGGGAAGCAGUACUCCUGGCUCGGCUCCAUCCUCUACAUCGCCCAACUCGUCAUGCAACCCGUCGCCGCCUGGAUCCUCGUCAAGCUGCCCAACGGAAAGGUCAUCGCUGCCGCCAUCUUCCUAUGGGGCUCUUCCCUGGCCAUCAUGUCCUCGUGCACAGACUUCAAAUCCCUUCUCGGCCUGCGGUUCAUGCUCGGUUCUUUCGAAGCCAUGAUUGCGCCGUCAUGCUUGGCUGUCACGACUACCUGGUGGAGAAGAAGCGAACAGACGUUGGUCACGAGUUCCUGGAACGCCAUGAACGGCGUGACGUUCAUCGUCGGAAGUCUCUUUACCUACGGUCUGGGCCACAUCAAUAGCGAUAAGCUCUACAAGUACCAGAUUAUCUUUUUGUUCUGCGGCCUGCUCACCGUCACCUACUCCGUUGUCGUCCUCAUAUUCAUGCCCGAUUCGCCCAUGUCUGCCAAGUACCUGACCGAGAGGGAAAAGGUCAUUGCGGUUGAGAGACUCCGUGCAAACCAGAUGGGUAUUCAGUCUGGAGUCUGGCGCUGGGACCACGUUUGGGAAACGUUCCUGGAUUUGAAGACAUGGUGCUGGUUCAUUCUGAUCAUCGCCAUUUCCAUCGCCAGUGGUGGCAUCUCAACCUUUGGUAACUUGAUUGUUCAGUCAUUCGGAUACAGCAGUUUCACAACCAUCCUAUUCAACAUCCCCUUCGGUGCCAUCCAGAUCAUUGCCAUCAUGGGAAGCGGCUGGAUCGCUACUCGAAUCCAGAAGAAGGGCAUCGUUAUCGCAGGCGUGGCAAUUAUCCCUACCAUCGGUACCGUCCUGAUGCUCACCGUACCGCGUGAGCACAAGGGGGUUCUGCUGUUUGGGUACUACUUGGUCUCUGCACUAGCUGCCAUCACGCCUCUCAUCUUCACAUGGCAGGCACAGAACACCGCCGGCGACACCAAGAAGAAGACCACUUCUGCCGUCGUCUUUAUCGGCAUGUGCACGGGCAAUAUCAUCGGACCGCUCUUGUACUCCGUUGAUGACGCCCCGGUAUACCGCCCUGGUCUGAUUUCCAACCUCAUCAUGUUUGUCCUCGUAGCCAUCAUGGGAGCCCUGAUCCCUCUUUACCUCAAGUACCUCAACGUUCAGCACGCCAAGCGCCGUAUAGCACUCGGCAAGAGCACGUUGAUCGUUGACGAGUCGAUGAUGCGAAACAAGGAUAAGCAGGAGGGCAAGGCGGUCGAGAUUGAGGAGGACCCUCAACACCAGCACCGUGCGAUUGAGGAGGAUCACGGUCUGCAGGACAUGACGGAUCUGAAGAACGAGGACUUUAUCUUUGUGUACUAGAAAGUCGGUGAUAUAUCGACGCGAGACGAGGUACUUGCCUAUAUAUCGAAUUGGGAAUCAGAGCACCUGGCACUUUGAUGGGUGAUCGUUCGAGUGAGCUUAUGAACUGUCUGCAAGGAAUCUGACGAGGACUUCGUCGGAAGCCACUGUGGCUGCUUAUCGCUGCUUAUCGCCUGUGGCCCUUUAUCAGUACCGAUAAGAGUUCUUGAGGUGUGCUCGGUG
Molecule: messenger RNA, 2177 nt
Organism: Colletotrichum phormii
Lineage: Eukaryota; Fungi; Ascomycota; Sordariomycetes; Glomerellales; Glomerellaceae
Product: major facilitator superfamily transporter
Exons: 6
Coding region: 324-1955 (543 amino acids)
Biological process (GO): transmembrane transport
Cellular component (GO): membrane
Molecular function (GO): transmembrane transporter activity
Source: RefSeq, a predicted model, not a curated record